GCGGGGUUGGGUCGCCCGGGCCGGCGUCGCCGCUCUGGCCGCGCCGGAGCUGGGCAACCUUGACGGGCUUUUUGUCUCGCGCUCCAGCCCCUUCCCUUCCUCCUCCUCCAGAUGCCUUUUCUCUGCCCCUCCUCGCCCGGCACACACAUUGCUAGCGCAGGCGGCCGCUCCCAGCGGCUGUCGGAGCCGCUUCUCGGGGUUUCGGCUGGUUUCCCCCGGGGGUGUUUUUUUGAGGAGGGCGAGUUCCCCUCCGCCGCGAUGGGAUUUUCUCCCCGUUCCCAGAAGGACUCUCAUUGAUUUUCUACUUCUUCAACGUUUAGUGACCAGUUCCCUAGACGUAUUUUCGUGGUAGUUCCUUUUUUCAAGCACAUUUUUUGUAAAAUGGAGAACGAGAUUUUCACUCCCCUUCUGGAGCAGUUCAUGACCAGCCCCUUGGUCACUUGGGUUAAAACGUUUGGACCUCUGGCUGCAGGAAAUGGGACCAACCUGGAGGAAUAUGUGGCUUUGGUGGAUGGGGUAUUCUUGAAUCAGGUCAUGCUCCAAAUACGAACUGGGGUGUUGGCCAGAAGUGCAGGGGGUGAGAGCAUUCACCAGAGACAGAGUGAGGAGCAAAACAGGCAGAUUCCUAUUGAGUCAUUACGUAGUCAGCAUUACCAUAUAACAAAUAUUGGGUAUCUUUUACAGGAGACUUUGCAGCAGUUGAUCAUGAUGUCAUUGCCAAAUGUCUUAAUCAUUGGCAAAAAUCCCUUUUCUGAACAAGGCACUGAAGAAGUUAAAAAGUUGCUUUUACUUUUACUGGGUUGUGCAGUUCAGUGUCAGAAAAAAGAAGAAUUCAUUGAAAGGAUUCAAGGUUUAGAUUUUGAUACAAAAGCAGCAGUUGCCGCACAUAUUCAAGAGGUAACCCAUAAUCAAGAAAAUGUAUUUGAUCUGCAGUGGAUGGAAGUAACUGAUAUGUCUCAGGAGGAAAUAGAACCACUCCUGAAAAAUAUGGCAUCACACCUAAGAAGACUUAUAGAUGAGAGAGAUGAACACUCAGAGACUAUCAUAGAACUCUCUGAAGAGCGAGAUGGUCUUCAUUUUCUGCCCCAUGCCUCUUCAGCUGCACAGUCACCCUGUGGUUCUCCUGGCAUGAAGCGAACAGAAAGUCGACAACAUCUAUCAGUAGAACUGGCAGAUGCUAAGGCUAAGAUAAGAAGGCUUAGGCAGGAAUUGGAGGAAAAGACUGAACAAUUGUUGGAUUGUAAACAAGAAGUUGAGCAAAUGGAAAUAGAACUCAAAAGGCUGCAACAAGAGAAUAUGAAUUUGCUUUCCGAUGCUCGUUCAGCAAGAAUGUACCGAGAUGAAUUAGAUGCACUUCGGGAGAAGGCAAUCAGAGUUGAUAAGCUUGAAAGUGAAGUCAGCCGAUAUAAAGAAAGACUACAUGAUAUUGAAUUCUACAAGGCAAGAGUUGAGGAAUUAAAAGAAGAUAAUCAAGUUUUAUUAGAAACAAAAACCAUGUUGGAAGACCAAUUAGAAGGAACUCGAGCGCGUUCUGAUAAAUUACAUGAAUUAGAAAAAGAGAAUUUACAACUGAAGGCUAAAUUGCAUGAUAUGGAGAUGGAACGUGAUAUGGAUAGAAAAAAAAUUGAAGAAUUGAUGGAAGAAAAUAUGACUUUGGAAAUGGCACAGAAACAAAGUAUGGAUGAGUCAUUACAUCUUGGCUGGGAGCUGGAACAGAUAUCCAGAACUAGUGAAAUUGCUGAAGCGCCACAAAAAUCCUUGGGUCAUGAGGUAAAUGAGUUGACCUCAAGUCGGUUAUUAAAGUUAGAGAUGGAAAACCAGAGUUUGGCAAAAACUGUAGAAGAACUUCGGAGUGCUGUGGAUUCUACAGAAGGCAAUACUUCCAAAAUUCUAAAAAUUGAAAAGGAAAAUCAAAGACUAAAUAAAAAGGUUGAAAUUCUGGAAAAUGAGGUUAUUCAAGAGAAGCAAAGUCUUCAGAAUUGUCAGAAUUUAAGCAAGGAUCUAAUGAAGGAGAAAGCUCAACUUGAAAAAACAGUUGAAACUCUGAGAGAAAAUUCAGAGAGACAGAUUAAAAUGUUGGAACAGGAAAAUGAACAUCUGAAUCACACUGUGUCUUCCUUAAGGCAGCGGUCCCAAAUAAGUGCUGAAGCAAGAGUGAAAGACAUUGAAAAAGAAAAUAAAAUUCUCCAUGAGUCUAUCAAAGAAACAAGUAGCAAAAUCAGCAAGAUAGAAUUUGAAAAAAGACAAAUUAGGAAAGAAUUGGAACAUUAUAAGGAAAAAGGAGAACGAGCAGAAGAACUUGAAAAUGAGUUGCAUCGUCUUGAAAAAGAAAAUGAAUUGUUGCAGAAAAAGAUAACCAAUUUAAAAAUUACUUGUGAAAAAACUGAUGCCUUAGAACAAGAAAAUUCAGAGCUAGAAAGAGAAAAUAGGAAAUUAAAAAAAACAUUGGAUAGCUUUAAAAACCUUACUUUUCAGUUAGAAUCCCUAGAAAAAGAGAAUUCCCAACUUGAUGAGGAAAACUUAGAACUUCGAAGAAAUGUGGAAUCUUUGAAGUGUGCAAGCAUGAAAAUGGCUCAGUUACAAUUAGAAAAUAAAGAACUAGAAAGUGAAAAAGAGCAACUUAAGAAGGGUUUAGAACUCAUGAAAGCAUCUUUUAAGAAAACAGAACGCUUAGAAGUUAGCUACCAAGGUUUAGAUACGGAAAAUCAAAGGUUACAGAAAGCCCUAGAAAAUAGCAAUAAAAAAAUUCAACAGUUAGAGAGUGAACUACAAGACUUAGAGAUGGAAAAUCAAACAUUGCAAAAAAACCUAGAAGAGUUAAAAAUAUCUAGCAAAAGACUAGAACAGCUGGAAAAAGAGAACAGAUCAUUAGAACAAGAGACUUCUCAACUGGAAAAGGAUAAGAAACAACUGGAGAAGGAAAAUAAGAGACUUCGACAACAAGCAGAAAUAAAAGAUACCACAUUAGAAGAAAAUAAUGUGAAAAUUGGAAACCUGGAAAAAGAAAACAAAACUCUAUUUAGAGAGAUUGGUAUUUAUAAAGAAUCCUGUGUUCGCCUGAAAGAAUUAGAGAAAGAAAAUAAAGAGCUUGUAAAAAGAGCCACUAUUGAUAUAAAAACCUUGGUUACUUUACGUGAGGAUUUAGUGAGUGAAAAAUUGAAGACUCAACAAAUGAAUAAUGAUCUAGAAAAAUUAACGCAUGAGCUUGAGAAGAUAGGAUUAAAUAAAGAGCGACUCUUACAUGAUGAGCAAAGUACUGAUGACAGGUACAAACUUUUGGAGUCAAAAUUAGAAUCUACUCUAAAGAAGUCCCUUGAGAUAAAAGAAGAAAAAAUUGCUGCUUUAGAAGCUAGAUUAGAAGAAUCCACAAAUUAUAAUCAGCAGUUGCGCCAAGAACUUAAAACAGUGAAAAAGAAUUACGAAGCUCUCAAACAGAGACAAGAUGAAGAAAGAAUGGUACAGAGCUCUCCUCCAACAUCUGGUGAAGAUAACAAAUGGGAACGAGAAAGUCAGGAAACAACUAGAGAACUUCUGAAAGUUAAAGACAGAUUAAUUGAAGUAGAAAGAAAUAAUGCUACACUGCAAGCAGAGAAACAAGCGUUGAAAACUCAACUGAAACAGCUUGAGACACAGAACAAUAAUUUGCAGGCUCAAAUUCUUGCACUUCAGAGGCAGACAGUGUCAUUACAGGAACAGAAUACUACUCUUCAAACACAGAAUGCCAAACUCCAGGUUGAAAAUUCCACUCUUAAUUCCCAAAGUACCUCACUUAUGAACCAAAAUGCCCAACUCCUAAUCCAGCAGUCUUCAUUAGAAAAUGAAAAUGAAACUCUGAUUAAAGAGCGAGAAGACCUGAAAUUACUCUAUGAUUCUCUGCUCAAAGAUCAUGAAAAGCUGGAACUUCUCCAUGAACGACAGGCUUCAGAGUAUGAAUCUCUUAUUGCUAAACAUGGAACUCUGAAGUCUGCUCACAAAAAUCUUGAGGUGGAACAUAAAGACCUCGAAGACCGGUACAAUCAGUUACUGAGACAGAAAGGACAAUUGGAAGAUUUGGAAAAAACAUUGAAAGUAGAACAGGAAAAAAUGCUACUUGAAAACAAAAACCAUGAGACUGUAGCUGCAGAAUACAAGAAACUUUGUGGUGAAAAUGACAGGUUGAAUCAUAUAUAUAUACAGCUUUUAAAAGAGACUGAAGUUUUACAAACUGAUCAUAAAAAUUUGAAAAGUCUUCUAAAUAACUCCAAACUGGAACAAACAAGAUUAGAAGCUGAAUUUUCAAAGCUUAAGGAACAAUACCAGCAGUUGGACAUUACAUCCACCAAACUAAAUAAUCAGUGUGAGUUGCUAAGCCAACUUAAAGGAAAUUUAGAAGAAGAAAACCGACAUCUACUAGAUCAGAUUCAGACAUUAAUGCUACAGAACAGAACACUAUUGGAGCAGAAUAUGGAAAGCAAGGAUCUUUUUCAUGUUGAACAAAGACAGUACAUUGAUAAGUUAAAUGAAUUAAGACGACAAAAAGAGAAAUUAGAAGAGAAAAUUAUGGAUCAAUACAAAUUUUAUGACCCAUCUCCUCCUAGAAGGAGAGGCAACUGGAUUACUCUAAAAAUGAGAAAAUUGAUAAAGUCUAAAAAAGAUAUCAAUCGAGAACGUCAGAAAUCUCUAACAUUGACACCUACACGCUCAGACUCCAGUGAAGGAUUUCUUCAGCUCCCCCAUCAAGACAGUCAAGAUAGUUCUUCAGUAGGUUCAAACUCUUUAGAAGAUGGCCAGACUUUGGGAACCAAGAAAAGCAGCAUGAUUGCACUGAAAAGACUGCCCUUUUUGAGGAACAGACCGAAGGAUAAAGACAAAAUGAAGGCCUGCUACCGUCGUUCCAUGUCCAUGAAUGACCUGGUGCAGUCCAUGGUCCUAGCAGGAGGACAGUGGACAGGUAGUACUGAGAAUUUGGAGGUUCCUGAUGAUAUUGCAACGGGUAAAAGGAGAAAAGAAUUGGGAGCUAUGGCCUUCUCUACUACAGCUAUCAACUUUUCAACUGUCAACUCUUCUACAGGCUUCAGAUCCAAGCAGUUGGUUAAUAAUAAAGAUACUACAUCCUUUGAAGACAUAAGUCCACAAGGUAUUAGUGAUGAUUCUAGUACGGGAUCAAGAGUUCAUGCAUCAAGACCAGCCAGCCUUGAUAGUGGCAGGACAUCCACUAGCAAUAGCAAUAACAAUGCUUCACUCCAUGAAGUCAAAGCAGGUGCAGUUAACAUCCAGAGCAGACCACAAAGCCAUAGCAGUGGAGAAUUUAGCCUACUUCUUGAUCAUGAGGCUUGGUCCAGCAGUGGUAGCAGUCCAAUUCAGUACUUGAAAAGACAAACCAGAUCAAGUCCAGUACUACAGCACAAAAUGCCUGAAACACUGGAAGGUCGAACAUACCACAAAAUCAAAACUGGUUCCCCUGGAAGCGAAGUUGUUACACUACAACAGUUUUUGGAAGAAAGCAGCAAGCUUACCUCAAUACAGAUAAAGUCUUCAAGUCAAGAGAAUCUUUUAGAUGAAGUAAUGAAAAGCUUGUCUGUCUCUUCUGACUUUUUGGGAAAAAGUAAACCAGUUAGCUGUGGUCUUGCCAGGUCAGUCAGUGGAAAAACCCCAGGAGACUUCUAUGAUAGAUGGACAACUAAGCCUGAACAGUUUGUGAGACCUGGAGCUCAAAAGACUGAAGAUAAUUUUUCCAUUAGUUCUCCAGGAAAACCUACAUCAGGCACUCAAGGAAAAAUAAAAUUAGUAAAAGAAACUUCUCUGUCACGACAAUCAAAAGAUAGUAAUCCUUAUGCCACUUUACCUCGUGCAAGCAGUGUGAUCUCUACUGCUGAAGGAACUACCCGGAGGACAAGCAUCCAUGAUUUUUUGACCAAGGACAGUAGACUGUCUAUGUCAGUUGAUUCACCACCAGCUACUACUGCUGAUAGCAACAUCACUGCAGCAUCUAAUGUGGACAAAGUACAAGAAAGCAGAAAUUCAAAAAGCAGGUCUAGGGAGCAACAAAGCUCCUAAUUCUAUUACCCACUACAUGACAUGUGGGCCAAGUGAGAGAAAAGUGUCCUUCAGUUUCUCAGUAUGAAGCCUUUAUUUCUGAAGUAACAAGACACCCAACUAUAGGAAUCAUUUUUAAACUCUUUAAGGAGACUUUAAACAAUCCUUCGUGACUAGAGCAGGCAAGAAAUACAAACCUUCAUUCCUUCCUUGAAUCAAGGAGCACUACUGGAGUCAACUGCCAAAAUUUUUAGAAGGUUUUAGAACUUACUACACUCUGUUAAGAUCUACUGAAUAAAGGAUGUUCUCUCGCUAAGGACCAAGUGUUUUAAGGUUUCAAGAAGUACACCAAGAACAUCUACUUCUUUCAUCAUUUGUUUAUGAAUUUAUCUGUUUGCUUAAUGCUUCUGCUAAGUAUUAGCCAAAAUCUAGCCAUUUAUAUUUAGUUGUGUAAAUCUAAAUUAAAUGCUGUAGUAUGUGGUGGAAUGUACUAUAUAUUAAGAUACAGAGAACACUGCUUUGGCAUGUCAGAGCCUUAUUUGGCUAGCAGACUGCAUGUGUUGGUACUCCUUUUUUUUUUUUAAGCCAAUUAUUUUGACGCACUGCAAAAGAAAUUCAGUUUAUAAGUAAAUCUAAAGAAUUCAUGAGAAAGGAGUUAUAAAAAAUGUACAGUUAAUCUUUCUGUAUUCCCAUUAAGCAACACUAAGCAUUCAUACAUGGAUCCAAGGUAAUUAAAGAGUGUUUUUCUGAAACUUUUUGGUAAGGUGGUUUUCCAACAAAUGGCAUUCCCAAGAUAAAACUGUUGUAUUUUAACUCAUUUCCCUUUUUUAGCAUUGGGUUAUAUAUGUGUGUUUGUUUUUUAACUUGAGAGCUGACUGUUGCUUAAGAAGUUUUUCUUAUGGCAAAAAUAAUGUAAAUAAUUUACUAUUAUCUGCAUUUUGCCAAGGAUUCAUUUAUUACUAAGACUAUCACUAAGAUUUUUGGUUUUGUCCUUUAUAUUAUUACAGUUAAAGUUGGUAACUAUUACUGGUACUUUUGAACUAUUUGUAUGCAUUUGUUACCUUAAACAUUUGAAGGAAGCACAAAAAAUAGAUUUAGUUAACCCAGGGACACAUUAAAUUUUUUGUAGUUCCAAUUUUAUAUCACAGUUUUAUUUUCUUAUGAAAUUAAAAAAUGCAUUAAUACUUAUUAAUGCAAAUUCAUUAUUUAACAUGCAUAUCAGAAAAAUCUUAAAGGUCUAAAAUAAAAAAGAUAACUUUUUUAUUUUAACAGUAUACUUCUUAGGCUCUCAUUACCAGCUCUAAAGAUCUUUUUGGAAUAAUUCAUGUUCCAUAUUGUGUAGUUUAUGAAUUGUGUUUUUCCUUACUAAUCCAGUAGCUAUGAGAAAUAUAUUUGUCUGUCUGUUUCUCUUCCUUCGUACCUCCCCUGUUGUUUUUUGGUAGACCAGUAGCAUGUUAUGUUCAUAAUCUACUUUCAGAAAGACCAUUAAUAAAAACAGCGUGUAUACUUGACCAGAGCUAAAAUGAAAGUUAGAAAACUUGGACUUAGUCAACUUAAUGCCACAAUUAACUUAGGUUUUGCCACCAAAUAAUAGUGUAAAGCUAAAUCACUUUUUUCCCCCCAAGAAUGGUUAAAUCACUUUUAAACUCUUGGAUGAAAGGUGCUAUGUAAAUAUAAAUACAGAGGAUUCUUACUAAAAUACAAAUAAUGUACAACACACAUAUUUAAAACCUUUCUCUAGACCUUGAAACACCUUGCUCUUAUCAUGACUCCCUAGAUUCAAGUAUCACAUUGAUAAUGGGUAUCAUGGCAGUCUAGAGACACUUGCAUGUAAAAAAUGUAAAUUCAUUUUUAGGUGGGUAAUACAGUAGAUGGGUAAUUUAGAUUUAUAUUAACUAGCAUCCAAUUUGCACAACUAGGACACAUCACAGGACAGUUACUGAAAGUUGAAAUUUAAUGAGUAGGAGGUACCCCAAUGAGGUGAAUGGUAUCACCAUUUGACUGCUCCAGGACACUAAUGUUCUAAAACAGGGAACCUGCUGACUUAACAAUACAUUGUUGCUUUAAGUAUGAAAUGCUUAAUGGCAGCCCAUAAAGUAUUAGAUCUAAGUAAGCUCACCCUGAGGAAGCUCAGUUAGAGAAACAACCAUGGGAACACUUAAGACUGCAAAAGUAUGAAUCUCAAUUAUAUUUAUCAUCUUUCUCAUACCCUUUCAAGAAAAGACUAAAUAACCACAUGAGUAUAUUUUUCCCCCAAGAUACCUUCAGAAAUAAACUUAGUAGGAAGUCAUUCUUUUUCCCUUAGAUGAACUUCUACCAAGCAAAAUAGUAUGGCCAGCUAGAAACUAACUGGAACCCUUUACCUGACGAGGGCCUGACAUGCUUUUAAUUAUCUGGUUCUAUUGUCAGACAAUAUCUAAACCCCCAAAGAAACUGAAGAAUUCAAUAAAUAGGGUAAUAGCUUCAGUCUGGGCCUCCAAUAAAGUGCUUAAGAUCUGGCCAUGUGAAAAUGUUUGGUCCAAGUUUUUGAACCAGUGGUUUACCAAAGAAUUCAUGAAACAGGUUUGUGUAUAUAGCACCUUUCAUGCAAGGCAUGGUAAGAGCCUAUUUAAAAAUCACUGUGCAUAUACAGAAUUAAAGCCACCUCACAAAAGCAUUACAGCCUGCACUGUCUUAACAGUUUGUCAGAAAGUGGAAAACAUUGUACCAAAUCUGGAAUUACAAUGAGGAGUAAUAAUGUAUGCUAAAUGACUUCUGUAUUUUAAGUUACUUUUUAUGAUAAAAGUGGUAAAUUUUUGUGUUUUUCUCUCCUGCAGUACUUAGUCCUGAGAUGUAUUUUUUUUUUCUUUAAGCCUUGAAUGAUACAAAAGGAGCCCAUUUUAUAAUAUAAACUUGAUGUACAUGUUGAGAGAUAUUUGGACAACAAUGAAAAUGCCUUAAAAGGAAUGCUUAUGGAUAAAGUUGCACUUACAACACCCUUUAACAAAACCUGAUUUUAAACUGUUUUUCUUUUCUAUUAAGGGUUCUCUUUUUCAAUGUUUGCCAUUGUACUUUACAACUGUUAUUAAAUACCAAAUCAAAUAAUAUGAAAGCGGUAAUACUUCCUUUAAAAGUAAUGCUGAGGAAUUUGGAAUUGAGUGGUACAAUAUUUAUUAUUUGGCAAUCCCUAGUACCAAUCACAGAAAUCCAGUUCAUAGCAAGAGACGCCACAACUUGAUUUGUCUUUCUUAAACCAUUUUUCACUUUAGUUUCUAUUUCUCCUUAAAAAAUAAAGCUGGCUUAACAUUCAUUUAUCAAACUGAUAUAAAAAUAAAGAGGUGCUUUUUUAAUAAGUGACUAGU
Molecule: messenger RNA, 9356 nt
Organism: Talpa occidentalis (Iberian mole)
Lineage: Eukaryota; Metazoa; Chordata; Mammalia; Eulipotyphla; Talpidae
Gene: CCDC88A
Product: coiled-coil domain containing 88A
Exons: 33
Coding region: 382-6036 (1884 amino acids)
Biological process (GO): cytoplasmic microtubule organization; cytoskeleton-dependent intracellular transport
Cellular component (GO): centrosome; cytoplasm
Molecular function (GO): microtubule binding; dynein light intermediate chain binding
Source: RefSeq, a predicted model, not a curated record